Molecule: messenger RNA, 303 nt
Organism: Meloidogyne enterolobii
Lineage: Eukaryota; Metazoa; Nematoda; Chromadorea; Rhabditida; Meloidogynidae
Source: the annotation of a GenBank genome assembly
AUGGUUCGCUAUGUUAAUUUACAUACUGGAUUUAAUCAAGAUAUGAAGAGAUUACUUAAACAAUUGACAAAAACUUUGAUAAUUUUGGUAAUAAUUCCUGUUAUUAAUCAAUUUUUGGCCUUAUUGCUUAUAUUUUUUAUAUACGAAAAUCAAGCAAAUGAUUCACUUAGUAAAAUAAUUGUCUAUAUAUUACUUUCAAGUUUAGCUCAUUUUACACCUGUUUUUAACCCAAUUGUUUGUAUAUUAACUAAUAAGCCAUACAAAGAAGCUGUUUUAAAUCGUUUAAGAAUACAUCCACAAUAA